Messenger RNA from Ricinus communis (castor bean), 1887 nucleotides. RefSeq names its product protein IQ-DOMAIN 22. Lineage: Eukaryota; Viridiplantae; Streptophyta; Magnoliopsida; Malpighiales; Euphorbiaceae. The coding region runs from base 185 to 1660 and encodes 491 amino acids. The transcript has 4 exons. The record is from RefSeq and is a predicted model, not a curated record. Gene Ontology annotation, molecular function: protein binding.
AUGUUGAUAAUCUUUUUUAGUCAUUAAGCCGGUUUAUAUUCACAUCACUGACUACAACAAACAAAGACAUCACUACUCUCUCUCUCUCUCUCUCGGUCUCUCACUUCUCACCUUCAGCGACACGUUCUCUUCUCCUCUUCACUCUCCUUCCUCUCUGCAAAUGCAUGUAUUCCUAAAUCACUAAAUGGGCAAAGCCUCCAAAUGGUUUCGAGCCGUUCUCGGCUUCAAAAAAUCCGACCCGGUUCCGCCCCAUCAGACCCACCAACACCAACAAACGGCCAAUCGUCCCAAGGAGACAAAAAGGUGGAGCUUCGUGAAAUCAUACAGAGAGAAAGAUAGUAAAAACCACAGCCACAAUUACAAUCACUCACAACAGCUCACUGCCCAGGAGGUUUACAAUGAAGAGGAUCCAAACAAACACGCGAUUGCAGUGGCUGCUGCUACGGCAGCAGUUGCGGAGGCGGCCGUUGCAGCCGCUCAUGCAGCGGCGGAGGUUGUUAGGUUGACGAGCAGUAGCGGAAGAUGUGUCGCUAAUAACAAUAACAAUACAGCAGUGGCGUACGUGAGCGAAAACAGUAAUAGUCACUGUUGGCGUGAAGAUUUAGCUGCUGUUAAAAUACAAUCCGCUUUUCGAGGCUACUUGGCAAGGAGGGCUUUGCGAGCUUUAAAGGCAUUAGUAAGGCUUCAGGCACUGGUAAGAGGUCACAUUGAGAGGAAGCGAACUACAGCGUGGCUUCAUCGAAUGCAAGCAUUAUUGAAAGCCCAGGCACGAGCACGUGCUGGACGUGCACACAUCUCUGAAUCGUCACAUUCAAGUAGCAAGUCUUCUCACUUUCACCACCCUGGUCCACCGACCCCUGAAAAAUUUGAACAUGCAACCCGAGCUAGGAGUGGAAAAUAUGAACAGUCAUCAAUUCUCAAGAGGAUUGGAUCAAAAUCUAUUGGCAUGGAAAUCGGUGAUGAAGACAGAGCACACAUAUCCUUUAAUUGGUCAGAUCGUCGAAUGGAUGAAAGAUCAUGGGAACAAAGAGUGCCUUCGGCGAGAAGUGGGACCUUAGAUGAUGAAAAGAGUGACAAGAUCCUUGAAAUCGAUACUGGAAAACCCCACUUCACUUCUAAGCGCAGAAACCUUUUUCACUCCCUUCAAACCUCAACCCCAGAUCAAUAUAGCCAUAGCUUCACAAAUUCAAAAGACUCGAUAGUCCAUCAAACAGUUCCAAGUCCAUCAUCUUGUGAAGUCCAAUCUUUAACACCGUUGAAAUUUCCUCGGGAGGAUGAGGAGGCCUUGUGCACGGCUGAAAAUAGCCCACAGUUCUAUUCUGCAUCAUCAAGGGGUGGCAGUGGGAGGAGAAGUCCCUUCACUCCUAGUAAGAGUGAUGGCUCAACAAGUUUUUUAAGUGGUUAUUCAGACUACUUUCCAAAUUACAUGUCUUAUACUGAAUCUUCAAGGGCUAAAGUGAGAUCCCUCAGUGCUCCAAAACAAAGGCUGCAAUAUGAGAGAUCAAGUUCGAUGAAAAGGUACUCAAUACACGGCUUUGGCGACAUAAGAUCGAGCAGUGCACAGAGAGCUUCAGCUCUGAGAGCAAGCUUUGCCAGCAAAGCAUACCCAGGAUCUGGUCGAUUGGACAAACUUGGAAUGCCAAUCGGGCAGAGAUACUAGUACUUACUCUUGAAGGACUGUAGUUUUGGGGAGUAUAGCUUCUAAUCUGGCUAACUGAUGUGACUUGGUUAAUACAUAGACUGCUAGUUUGUCUAAGUUGCGUUCUUAAGUUUUUGAUGUUAGUUGAUAUGUGUAAUUUGACCAAACACUAAGAAUCCAAUUGUGAUAUCUCAUAUUUAAGUGUAUCUAUUUCCUAUAUCAAGGCAAGUCUGGCAUAGUUUUUAACA